This is a messenger RNA of Ruditapes philippinarum (Manila clam), 12621 nucleotides long. RefSeq lists its product as uncharacterized. Lineage: Eukaryota; Metazoa; Mollusca; Bivalvia; Venerida; Veneridae. The transcript has 24 exons. The coding region runs from base 493 to 3837 and encodes 1114 amino acids. Gene Ontology annotation, molecular function: protein binding. The record is from RefSeq and is a predicted model, not a curated record.
AUUUUAUUCAUGGUGAACAGAACAGAACGAAUGGCAGCCUUUACGAUGCAGACCAUUCGUUUUGUAUUUGUGGAUCACUUCAUGCACAGUUACCAGUUACCAUCAGAAGAUUUUACUAGACAUAGAUGAUGAGGAAAAAUGUGCUGGAAUACAAACAGAGGUUCACCAAGUUUGAUAUAACUGGCGAUACUAACUGGAUAUAACUGGCGAUAUUAACUGGUAAUAAAAGGAGCAGGUCAAGGUUUGUCAAUGAAGAAAGGCUGUGGAGCAAAAGAACCACUUCAGUGCCAUUGAAAGAGUUCCACAAAGAAUUGUCUCGGAUGUAUAGCUCACUCAACAAAUACUGUAUGAAAGGAAAAAGAAAGAAUACUAGUUGACGCAAUUAACGUCAAUCAUUUUGUCUGGUACUUGUGUACUUGAAAAAGACUAAUUAAUAAGGAAUGAGAGAUGAGAAGAAAACCAUGUUGAAGUAUUUUGGAUAUUGAAGUGGAGAUGGGACACUCUGUGUUACAUUAUAUCCUCCUUUAUCUACUGGGGCUUAUACCUGCAGCUGCUGCUCUAAGUUUUGGUACCAUAGGAAGUGGAGUUGUUCUCCCAAACGACCCGUAUAUAUACAUCGGAAAGAACUUGACCUUGAGCUGUAACCUUACAAAGUACAAUGAAGUUUACAACUCGAACUAUCUGAGCUUUUCCCGGAAAAAUGAUGAAGUUAUUCCAUCAGAGUAUGUUACCGUGGUGUCAACGAGGUCUAUUGUUCUGCGGUACCCGAUAACGUCACCGGAUUAUGGUGGUAACUACAUCUGUAAACUCAACCGAACAAAUGGACGACCAGAAAUUAUCGGAACCCAGUUUGUAGUGGUUGAAUAUGAGCCACAGCCUGUCACGGAAAUAAAUUGUCGAGUUUACAAUUGGCAGAAUAUGACAUGUACAUGGGACCUUGGUGUACAGUUUAUUCACCCCAAAUUUAUCGAAAUAGUGCUGGUUUGGACGAGAUUGAAAUCGCAACACGACUGUAAGCGACAGACAUUAACUUCGUGUUCAUGGUGGGAAGUUGACGGAGAUGACUCCUUUAUGGAAGAUCUUGUCUACAAUAUGGGCGUCAGUAUUGAAAACACUGCGACAAAAACAUUUUACCCGAAGAAAACUAAACCCAUUACUGUUGAUACUUCUAAGAUAGUUGAGCCAGCCCCGGUGACAUCUAUGAGUUCAGAGAAGAAUAGCACAUGUGUAACAUUGUCAUGGCAACAUGAACAGACAAGAAGGAAUAAGGUUUACAGGGUAGAUUUUAAACAGGGCAUAGAUAGACAUUGGCAGUCCAAAUAUGUCGGCGAGUCAGAGAUGUUGACAUUGUGUGGUUUACAUCGUAACACAUUGUAUAAUUUCCAAGUACUUUGUAAGCCAAGAGAAGAAGGUUUCUGGAGCAAGCCAACAUCUCAGCUAGUCAAAACAGAUGAAGAUGUUCCAGCGAAGGCUCCAGAGCUUUUACCAGGGAGUUACAUAGAGAAACCAAUUCACCACAAUACCUUGAAUAGAGUUUGGAUAUACUGGAAGCGGAUCAGUAGGGAAGAUUCAAACGGUAACAUAACUUACUAUCAAAUAAAGCAUCGAAACUGCGACACAGGGUCGAAAUGGGAGACAACUCAGGUGAAAGCAGAAACGCAGGACAUACUUACUCUGGUUGCCAUGGACACCUACGCUAUACGUAUUGCAGCUGCCACCUCUAAAGGAUUGUCAAAAAUCUAUUCCGAAAUAUAUCUUCCAGGAAAAUCAGAAAAACCUAAGAUUCCAGAUUAUAUUGUUGAAGCUGACAAUGCCUCGAAGAAUACAAAGGUUACUAUAUCGUGGAGUCCAGUGAACAUGUGGUCAUCAAGUUACUGGAAAAAUCUCACAUCAUAUACAGUGUUCUGGUGUAGGGGCUCAAAAAUAGAAAACUGUCAGGAUGCGAUAAAGUCUGCAGAGGUGGAUAUACACAGUACAGAAUAUGUGUUAUAUAUGACAGAUUUCCAGCUGUACAUGUUUGGUGUGGCUGUGAAUGCCAUGUCAACUAGAGGCAAGAUCAUCAGUAGUGGGUUUAAGUGGAACACUUGUAUGUACAUCAAAAAUACCAAACCAGAGGUGGCGCCACGUAAUUUACAUGCUGCAGUAUAUCAGCCAGAUAGUAGUUUGAGUAUUGAAUGGGACAAACUGUCAUGCGAGGACACUCGUGCCUACAUUCAUAACUAUGUUGUCUAUAUAUGUCCUUCUGACAAGGGAGAAAACUGCUCAGGGGAAUUGUCAACGUUCACAGUAGACAAAGAGGAAAAUGUGUACACCAUACACGAGUUAAUAGAGGGUACACGUUACAAAGUCUGGGUGAAAGCGCAGGCAGCUGGGGGUCUGGGACCAAGAAGUGAUUUCAUUUACAACGUGGUUAUAGACAGAAUUUUUGCCUCAAGGGAUAGUGAGCUCCUUGGUCUUGGGUUGAAUGCAGGGGAGAUUGGUGGUAUAGUGGUCGGCUCCUUGUUUGUUCUUAUAAUAUUCCUCUUUGGAAUUAUACUGUGUACACGGCAAGUGUUUAGGACAGUAAAACAGAGAUACUUUGCUCCAGUCCCCAUAGAAAUACCUCACACUUCACUGCCCCCUUUACCUCCAAUACCGAUGCCUCCGCGCCAAAACUCCCCAGACUCGGACAGUUCAGAUGGAAUUUAUGAGAAAAUUAUAGAAGGCCCACCAAGCCCCGGCUCUUCAACAGAAUCAACAACUGGUGUAGAAGCUCCUCUUAUAAGUAACAAAUGGAAGUUCUCAUCUUUAAAGCAACAUAUAUAUGGUCAUAGUAAGAAGGACCGAGGUCGACACAGUAGUGACAGUGGGCGGGGCAGUUUAAGCCAGUCAGCUGAUACUUUAUUGAUGAGACUACACCCAUCACACCUUAAAAAAUAUAAGAAAAAUAAGAAAUCCAACAAGUCAGAGAGUGAUUCUGGAGUCAUAGUUGAUGGGAGGGGCCAAGUCUGCACAUACUCUAAUAGUAACCAAUCAGAGAAGAGCAGGGGUAGGGACAAUUGUAGUAUAAAUACUUAUAACUUUAAUUGUGCGAACGGGAAACUGAGCUGUGGGGAAGUGAGUCCGUACAGUUGUGUUGAUAUUGUUGAUAAAGUAGAUAGUAAAUCAGAACAAUUGGGUAGAAAAUUGUCUUCAUGUGAUAAAUCAGAUAUAUCAAAGUGUAAAGGGAGUACUUUAUCCUUGCCACCAGGGUUGUGUAAAAUGUCUACAUUCAUGUCUAAGCCAUUAGACUUUAGAGCUCAAAGUGCUGGAAAUGACUUAGAUUAUGAUCAUCGAAGACUAAGCUCAAUGAAAGAAACGAGGGAAUUUGAAUCGAGUGACAUGAAUUCUGAAGCUGGUACUCUCGACAGUGUGGACGAUAUAGAGCAUGAAACCACUGACUCCUGCAGUAGCCGGGAACCAGACAGUUCUAUUUAUAGAUCAGAUGGGAACCAUGCUCCAGGAAUGAAUUCGUACCUGAAAUUUGUUGACAGUAAGAAGAUGGAGUCAGUAGAAGAUGUUACCGAGAUACAGUGUACUUGUGAUUGCCACAAAAACAAUGGGGUACAAAUGAUGGUCGGAGAUGGGUAUGUCACUGAGGCGGCCAUGAUUUCUCAUUCGGAAGACACUUGUGAAUGUGUACAGAGGAAGAAAAAUCACAUUCAGGUACAGGGAGAAGACAAUGUGCCAAAAGUGUCGAGUUUAACAGAUAUAGGAAAGAAUGGGUUACGACCAAGUAGUCAGGUUUACAACCUUCCGCCUCAUUUCUACGGUUCCAUGGGAACUGUUAUAGACCCUUCAAGAACAACUGAACUUUAAGAUAUUCAAAUUGUCAUACAAAAACAAACCCCCAAAAAACCCAUGGUAUUAUUUUUUUGUGAGCUGGCUUUAAAUAAAUUCACAAGUAUUGUUUGUGAUAUCAUAAUUAGUUUGAUUAUUAUUUGAUGCUUGUGGAUUUUUUGCGCUACAAAAAAAUUUUUAAUUUUGUUGUGCAUUUUAUUGUUUUGUCAUUUAUGUAUCUGUAAUUACAUAACAAGGCUUUUUGUGUUGAUUGCAUAAUUGCAUGAAUUUGCAAAAUUCUGUAAUUGCAUAAUAUGGAAAAAAAGAUAUGAAAUAAUCAUGUAUAACAAGAUAAGUUAAAAAUGUACAAACAUUUUUUUUGCGUGUGUGUGCGUGAGUUUUUUAUUAUUUUUCUUUAUUAUCAUUAUUUUAAAUGAGAUUCAUUAAUGAAAUAUGAAGGACUUCUUUUGUUUCUCAAGUCAGAUAAUAUUUCUAGAAGGAUAGUUCAAGAGAAAUGAUUAAUGCUGGAAAUGUUUUAUUAUGUUAUUUAUAGAUCUGAAUGGGCUUAAUGUAACAAUCAAUUUUUUGUGGAAUUUGCAUUUUUUUUAACAAUAUAAUUUCUACAUCAUGAUGAUAAAGUUAGAAACUGUACAAAUAAUGUGAGUAGAGGACUAAAAACUCGUCAGUUGUAUUUUUUGUUGAAAUGACGGAAAGUCGGCCAGUGGAACGAAUACAGCUCUGAUCCUUACUGUAGUCAGAGUUUGGGCUUUGCCAUCAGUAUGGAGCCAGGCUAGCCUGCCAAACCAAGUCCACCUUUCACUAACCUUCUCAAAAGUCAAAAUCUCGGCUCAAAUCUGAGAUUUUUUUCAACCUCCGAAACUGAGAUUGAGAUUUUUUUUCUAAGGUGAGCAAGAAUCUCAGUCACUAUUGAGACAAUCUUAGGUUGAGAUUUGUCUCAGUUUUGAGAAUGUUAGUAAAAACCGGGCCUGGUCAUAUACUGUUACAAUACAGUUGAUGGUCUUUAAAUUUAAAUUUUCAUCACGAUAUUUAAUUAGCAAAAUUGGGAAUUACAAAAUUUUUUGUGAAUUUCAAAAUUUUAAGUUGGUAUUAGCCAUUAGUCAGAUUGUAUGGACGUGCAGGCUUCCUCACACAGUGCCCUAUACCUAACUUAAACAUACUACAAACAUACGUUGUAUUUAUUUUACACACAAGUUUAUUGUUUCAAUAAUUUGAAUGAAAACUAAAAUUUAUAUAUAUUCAUGUUCUAGAAUAAGAUUUAAUGGCAUUUUUGUGAACUGCAGACGCCUUGCAAGGGAUCACAGCGGUGAAAGUGUUCAUAUGGCAUUUGUAGGUUAUUGAAUGUAAUCAAUUUAUAGAGAUUUUGUGCAUAACUUUUUGAAAAUUUUCCUUCGAAUAAAGUGCAGGUAUAAUUUCUUUCCAUUAGGUUUUUUCCUACAUGGAAGUACCAUUUUAAAUGAUCUCAGAUUUUUUUCUCCUAAUUUUGGGACCAAAAAUAUAUGGGGACGGUAACUUUUGGUCCCAGCUUUCCUAAAAUGAUGGAUUUAAUUGUUAGUUUAAAACUUAAUCAUGUAGUUGAAUGAAAUUCUUCAUUUAUGUAGAUCUAUAUCUUUAAUUUAACAUACUGAUUUUGAUCUUGAAACUGACCUUGACCUUGAAGGUCAACUCACAUAUAUCACGUUGAACCUGAAAAAGACCUUGACAUUCAAGGUCAAACUUUCAAAAUUCAUGAACUUUAAUAAUAUACAAUAUGUAUACUUGGGCAUUAGUGUUAAAAGAUUAUGUACUGGUGUAAAACUGGGUUGUAAUGUCAUACUUUAAGACAAUCAUAUGUUUAUGGUGUCCCUGUGCCAUGUUUGGUGAUUACUGUACAUGUAUAGAAAUUUCUUGUCAAAAAUAUUUGCAGGGAGAGAUGAUUGUUCAAAUAUCUUUUUAUUUUUUGCAUGAAAGUGAGGUGGUUGUCAAUUUUUUGGGGUUUUUUUUAGGGUUUUUUUUUUUUUUGCUUGAAAAUGUGCCAGAAUAGAAUUUACAUUUUAAAAUAGUUCAACAUACUACAAUCAAAUUUGUUUACAAACUGUACUUUUUUUUGGUUUGAUUAUAAAAUGAAGUUGGGUUUAGACUGCCAUGAACUAUGUUCUACAUUCCAGCGAAUCAUGUUGUAACUAGAGUACAUAAAAAUACUCCUUAUUCUCAAUUCCAAACAGUCACUUCACUACAUACCUAAACAAUUUUUAUAGAUAUUUAGCCAAAGAAACCAAGACCUUUGAAUUGUUUUUUAUUUAAGAAAUAGUAUAAGUUUCAUGUUGUUUAUUGGCUAUUUAACACCACUUUGGAGUUUUGACGAAUAGGAAUUGACCAUGAAGGCCAUAGGCCUGCGAUGAUUGAUCUUUCUGUAUUUUAUUAUAACCCCACUUUUAAGGGGGGAAUAUUCCCCCCACUUCUAUGGGGGAAUAAUCCCCCUCUUCUUAGGGGGAUUGGGGGAUACAGAUUUGUCCUUGUUAGUCAUGCUGAUGAUCUGCUGUUGACAGACAAAACACUGAAAUAUGAGAGCAACUGAGUCCUAUGAACACCUUUUCAGUUCACGGCUGUUUCCAACAGUUUGAUUUUUUUUCUCCAUUUCUUCAAUUGUAUAAAAACAUUCCAUGUUAUCUUUGUUUUGUUUUUUUUAAUUUAUUCCAAAUUGUACAUUCCAUUAUGAAAUUUUGUACAUUUAUGAAAUUGCCAUUUUGUUUCUCAUAUUAUUGUAAGAGAUUAUUUUUUCAAACCAUUGGAAGAGUGUUCUCUUAUGAUAAAUAAAUACUAGUGUGUUUAAUUGUAUAGUGCUAUCUACUGACGAUUAUAGUAUAAACUCAUUUUAAUUAUGUAAUUACACCAAGGAAACAAUGCUGUUAUAACCCUUCACCCUGCUAGGUCUAGAAAUGUUUCAGAUGUAUAAUUCACCAGUUUAUUCUAUUAUAAGCAAUUUAAACAGGCCCCUGUGAUCAUUAGCAUUUAAGAAUCAAGAUCAGAAUGAAAUUUAAAAAGUCAAAUUAUUAUAUUCUCCAUUGUUUAUCCUCAUAAAUUGAAUAUGUAAUGUUAACUUGAUAAAAUUUGAUAAUGGACAGUUUCAAAAAUGGAAGUUUUACAAGUCCAGUUUUAAAAAAAAAAGAUGAAGCAGAUCAAGGGUUAAAACCUCAUGGAAUGGCGGUCUGGCCAAAUUGUUAAUGCGUCAGACUAGUUAUCUAAGGAUUGCUGGCCACAUUGGUUCGGACCCAGUCUGGGGAAAGCCAUUGUUUCCUUGAGCAAAAUACUUUACACUCAUUGCUUCAUACUCACUACUGGUUGGUUCCAGGAACAGAUUCGAGAGUGUUUCAGUAAGCUUACAGCUUUCAACACAAUCGAACUUAAAUAAAUUUGUAUGAACUAAUGAGGGAUAAAGUUGAUAUGUGUAUACAUAAUGCUAUAUGAAAUGUAGAAUAGCAGUAUAAGUAAAAGUAUAAGUAAAUAUUUGGUUUUACCUGGAUCAGCAUUAUUACAAUCAAUAAAGCUUGGUUGUGAACUUUUCUCAUCAAAAUUUGUACAUAUGUUUAUGUAAUUAUUUGUAUAUAGAUAUUGUGAUAUACUUCCUGCAUGUUGCUCUAGGCUCAUUCAAUGUUGCCUCAUCCUGUUUCACACUUUUAUUAAUGAGUGCAUAAUAGUAUCACACUGAUGUAACUGUUACUGCGCUCGUAAAUUGUUAUCACACUGUGGUAACUGUUACUGCACUUGUAAAUUGAUAUCACACUGAGGUAACUGUUACUGCGCUUGUAAACUGUUAUCACACUGAGGUAACUGUUACUGCGCUCGUAAAUUGUUAUCACACUGAGGUAACUGUUACUGCGCUCGUAAAUUGUUAUCACACUGUGGUAACUGUUACUGCGCUUGUAAAUUGUUAUCACACUGUGGUAACUGUUACUGUGCUUGUAAAUUGUAAACACACUGAGGUAACUGUUACUGCGCUUGUUAAUUGUUAUCACACUGAGGUAACUCUUACUGCGCUUGUAAAUUGUUAUCACACUGUGGUAACUGUUACUGUGCUUGUAAAUUGUAAACACACUGAGGUAGCUGUUACUGUGCUUGUAAAUUGUUAUCACACUGUGGUAAUUGUUACUGCGCUUGUUAAUUGUAAACACACUGAGGUAACUGUUACUGCGCUUGUUAAUUGUAAACACACUGAGGUAACUGUUACUGUGCUUGUAAAUUGUUAUCACACUGAGGUAACUGUUACUGCGCUUGUUAAUUGUAAACACACUGAGGUAACUUUUACUGCGCUUGUAAAUUGUUAUCACACUGUGGUAACUGUUACUGUGCUUGUUAAUUGUAAACACACUGAGGUAGCUGUUACUGUGCUUGUAAAUUGUUAUCACACUGUGGUAAUUGUUACUGCGCUUGUUAAUUGUAAACACACUGAGGUAACUGUUACUGCGCUUGUUAAUUGUAAACACACUGAGGUAACUUUUACUGCGCUUGUAAAUUGUUAACACACUGAGGUAACUUUUACUGUGCUUGUAAAUUGUUAUCACACUGAGGUAACUUUUACUGCGCUUGUAAAUUGUUAUCACACUGAGGUAACUGUUACUGUGCUUGUAAAUUGUUAUCACACUGUGGUAAUUGUUACUGCGCUUGUUAAUUGUAAACACACUGAGGUAACUGUUACAGAUUAUAGGUGUUAUUCACAGAGCACAGAAAAUGCAAUCUUCCUAUUACUUAAAUUGAUUUAAAAUUGUGAUAAAGUUAAUGUCUUGAAUACUAUCUAUAAUCUUUAAAAGACUAGGAAUCUAUAAUUUUGAAAAUUCAUUUGGUUUUAUGCUCAAAAUAGAUGUGAACAGCUUACACUGUAUAGCUGUCAUGUUUCUGUAUAUUAUCAUAGCAUAGUCCUAAGUACAUAUAUAUUUCUGAAUACCCCUCAUAUGUCUGUUAUUUAAAAUAUAUAAAAAAAAAUCUAAUUUGCAUUUCCUAGAAAAGAUUGUCUCAAAGAUUUUGUGUUAAUCUUGCCAUUCCUGUUUGAAACUCUUUUAGUUAUGAAAAUAAAGUUAUAUCUAAAAAGAAUUCUCUAAAGUAAGCACAAUAGAAAAUAUGAACUAAAAAAAGUGUAGGCUUACAGUUAAACCUCUGCACAAUACCCUUGUUGAGACAAUGAUUUAGGAUAUUAAAGAGAGGUAGUUGGAGGGUUCCUCGGCAGAGGUGUUACUGUAUCCUGAUGUAAUGAAAACUGCACAAUUAAAUGAUUACGUAAAAUGUUUUAAUUUUUCUUUUUCUUAUUUUCACUUUAAAAGUAUCUGAGGAGGUCCUUCAAGGUUGUAUGUUUUUGACUACCGGAUGCUUUGAUUGUGUGUUUAACUUGUAUAUUGCUGGGGAUGUAUGCAUCUUUUUUUCUCUUGUUUGUUAUUUUAGUGCUUGAAUUCUAAAGCAAAGUGCUUGAAACAAAUUGUCAUUUUGUACUAAAGAAAAAUUGACUUUACUUUUUUUUUAAAGUCUUUAUUUUCGUAGAAUUAGUUGCAAUAUUUUUGUAAGGGCAUGAAAAACCUCCUUUUUUUGCAUUUUAAGAUUACCUCAAAUAAUAAUUGUGUGAGAUGAUAAGAUUUGUCAAUUUUUUUAAUUUUAUGAAACAAAUAUGAGCUGCGCUAUGACAAAACCAACAUAGUGCGUUUGCAACCAGCAUGGAUCCAGACCAGCCUGCGGAUACAAACCCUAUAACAAGUAGAGAAAUUGAUAGCGAACAGCAUGGAUCCUGACCAGUAAGACUGCGCAGGAGCGCAGGCUGGUCUGGAUCUAUGCUGGUCGCAAACGCAUGUUGGUUUUGUCAUGGCGCGGCUCAUAUGAUGUGUAGAUUUAAUUUGACUUUUUGAAAGCUUUUCUUUAUUUUUUUAAUGACAAAUACACUCAUCAACUACUUUUUUUGUUAAAGUGUAAUAAAGUUAAAAACCUUUUUCAUAAAUUUUAAUAAAAUAAAAAACCUUUUUAAUAAAUGUAGAUCGUUGUAAUGGGUACGAAAAUCAAAAAUCACAAAUUUUGAUAUUUUUACUACUUCAGAUUCACAAGAACUGUAUACAUGUAAUAGCAAAACUUGUAUAUUAUGUAAAAAAAACAUAAUAUAUAUGCUUAAUUAUUUAAAAGUUUUUAUACUCGGUCGUUUGAAAUUUUUUUCCUAUGCUGGAACUGAUGAAAGUGGUCAGCCUCUAAGGGCCAGUAUAAAACCAAAAGAGAAAAUAAGAAUCCCUAAAGAACAUCUAAAACAGCAAAUGUUGCGGGCUUGGUGCUGUCAGACCUGGCUCUUUACUGUCGGCUGACUUUUUAUUACUGUCGGCUGACCUUUUAUUACUGUCGGCUAAAAAUUCUCUGUAACCAAUUUAAAGUCAGACACAAAGGCUUAUCACUUUCGAAUCUAGCAGGUUUAAGUGUACUGUGUUAAAGCAGGGCAGGUCUGCUAUACAAAUGCAAGUGCUAUAACGGUUGUUUGAAAGUUUACUUUUUUCACCAAAUUAUUUUUUUUUUUUUUUUCGGGAUAAAUGUUAUGUAAAGAGUGUAAUGCAUUAUGGUAUGCGUAUACAGGUGUGUAUGAACCAGACAUGGUGUACUUCCGGUGGAUACGGGGCAUUUUUUCAGUUUGUUUAUUUAUUGUUUCUUUUAUUCUCCUUAUUUGAUUUCCGACAUGUAUUUUAGUCAGGUAAAUGAUGUUUAUUAUAUUUGGAGUAUGUUUUUUUGAACUUUGGGCAUUAUCUUAAGAAAAGAUGUAUUCUUAUUAUAUAAAACAUAUAUCUACAAUCGCAUUGUCAUAAUACUUAUGUUUUCUUUCUGUCAUUUUGUUUUUAUAUUGACUCCUUGUUUUGCGUUAUAUUUCAUAUGUUCAUAUAUAUGUGAUUCUAUGAAUAAUGUAUGAUCAUUGAUUCCAUGCUAGAACAAACAGACAUAUUCAGUUUUUCGUUCAUAAAAUUACACAAGAACGCAGCUAUCAUUGUCUGGUCAAAUAGGUGUUUUGUGGAGCAUGACAAAUGUGGGUUUUUCAAGGCUAAUUAUAGCUUCACAAUGGUUCACAAUAAACUAGUUAUUUACAAAGUUGUAAUGGUAAAAGUUUUUCUGUAUCCCCCCGGAUCCCCUUGGAAAACAUAAAUAUUCUAAAAUCUGAUUGAGGGGGAGAGGGGUUAUCUAUUGGUCUCUUAUCAUUUUGUGUUUCACUCAUGUCACGGCUCUUUAUAAAAUCAGGUUUUAACUUCAUUAUUUUCAGAAUUGUAAUUACAUUAAACACUUGGAUAUUUUAUGCACUUGAGUUGUCAUAUGUUUCCCUUGCAGUUAUUUAUGAUUUGUUUGGACACCUGAUCUCAGUGUAAUAUUCUGCUAUAAGGCAUGGUUAGGUUCAGAAGCAAAGCUUGCCUAACGGAUUUCUUUUUUAUUUUCAUGAAGUUAGUGCAGCUUAGCUAUGGCCUAUUUUUUUCUUCAUUUUUUCGUAAAGUUUGAUUAUAAUUCUAAGGUAGUGCAUGCAUGUUUGAAAAAAAGUGUUAAAUAUCUAAUCGGAAAAUACAUGUAUCACAUUAAUAUGCCACCGUUAAGAUUGUGACAGUUUUUGUUUUACAUUGCAAAUUUUCAUAAUAUUUAUGCUUUACAUUAAAGUUUGUCAAAUUAAAUACAUGUGAAAUUGUCACAUUCUGAACUUGAAUCGUAACAUACGACAAUAUUAUCAUGGAAUGUGUCGCAUCAUGUCACACUAGAAUUUGUCGUACUAGUAUGUGUUACAUUAAUAAAUUAUCACACUACAAAUUAUCACGUUUGUCUAAAAUUGUUAUGAUAAGCUACAUUAGAAAUCAUCACUCGCAAAGUCAUCUCACCAGCAAAUCGUGACAUGUCAUAAAAUAAAUAUCACAUACUAUCCUCUCAUGUGUGUCACAAGAAUAACCUUAUCUUCCCUUGUAUACAGUACCAUCCCGAUGUGAUCUAACACCCUGUAGGAACGAUUAUUUAAAAUCCUUAACCUGCUGGAAUCUAAAGUAAUCGGCGUUUGCCGCCAGUAUAGAGCCAGGCCAGACUGAACAUCCAUGACGUCUGGCCAAGCCCUUUACUGUUGCCUGUCCUACUUCAUAUUUUCAUCUUGAUAUCCCUCAUAUUGAUAAUGGAGAGGUCUUAAAAUAGAAGCUGGACAAGUUCAUUUAAGAAAUUAAGCAGGUUAAAGGCGAUCUUUUUUUUCUUUCAAAUAUUGUAUUUGUAUAACUUAUUUCAAUUGUUCAUUGCAAUAGUGCUGUUUGUGAGACUCUAUAGUUUGAGGUAUUUGCUCUUUCUAAAUCUGAGAAUUGCUCUAUUGAUCAUGGUUCCAGAUACAUUUUUUGUAUUUUUACAUGUAUGUGAAGGAUAUACAUGUUUCUCUUCAAUAUUCUUAUUGCUCAAUAUUUUCUUAAUGUCUUGCUAUUACACAUUAUUUAAACUUAACAUAUGUCUCUCAUUUCAAGUCAUUACUCAUUAUUACACAUUACUUAUAAUUACACAUGACUCAUAAUUACACAUUAUAUUUUACAUCGCUCAUAUUUACUCAUUUCUCACUAUUACACAUUGCUCAUUAUUACACAUGGAUCAUUAUUACAUAUGAAUCAUUAUUACAUAUUAUCAUAACAUAUUUUGUGUACAAUGUAUUUAUCUUGAAUCAAAUGAUGGAGUUUUUUUUAUAGUAUCUUCUGUAGUAAAAUGUUCUUCAGUUAAACUGAAAUAAUUGUGGUAAUAAUUAUUUUCCAAUAUUUGUGCAUUUGUGUUUUCAUACUGACAUGUUUAUUAAAUGAGAAUAAAACUGUUGUUAACAUUUAA